AUGUCACAGACUUUCAAGGCCAUUAAAUACUCCAAGCCUUCCAGAGGAGGUUUCCAAUUGAAAACCUUCACCGUCCCCACCAAAUUGCAAGAUGACGAGUUGCUCAUUAAAGUUUCCUAUGCAGGGAUCAACCCCGUAGAUAUCAUUCUCUACCAAUAUGCUGAAGCCUUUAAUGUCUGGGGUGAGGAAUGGGGCAUGGGGAGAGAGUUUUCCGGGACGGUGGUGGCCACAGGGUCGGAAAUGGAGUUUGCCCAAGGGGAUCGAAUCGUCGCCCUGACUAAAUCGAUAAAAGAGACUCAAUCGGCGGUGGGUCAAUAUAUCGUCAUCAAAAGAUCAGGAUGGGUCAUUGCCAAAUUACUAGAUAACGUUCCUGCAGAUAUCGGGGCGUCGUUACCAUUAUCAUAUAUGACUGCGGUGGAUAUUUUGAAUGUCCAACCGCUGAUCACCACCACCCCAGACUCGAAGAUUUUGGUGCUUGGGGGAGGAACCAUGGCAGGGUUUUAUACUUUACAAUUGUUGAAGAACGUGUAUAAUGUUCAUGAUAUAUACUCGGUGCAGUCUACGAAAACUGAUAAGUUGUACGCCGAGAAAUUCAACUUCAAAGUCAAUUCCAUCAACUACGAUACAGAAACACGGCCGAUCACCGAGGUCACCCAAGAGAUCAUCACCAACACUUUCCACGGGGAGAAAUUCGAUAUGAUCAUCGAUACCAUUGGUAACUCUGAUUUCUUUGCCGAUAUUGGAUCUUUCCUCAAAUUAAACCAAAACAAGUCGUACGUCACCAUCGUUGGUGAUUCGGUGUCGGUUUACAACAACACAUUUUGGCAGCACGCGAAAUUGAUUUGGGGGUCCAUCUAUCGUAAAAUCACUAACAAAUUGUUCAAUCCUGGAUAUCAUUAUGCCUACGUUAUGAUGAAUCCAACUGAUGAGAACUUGGUCAGUGGAGUAAAGUACCUUUCAGAAGGGAAAAUCCAUGGACUAAUCGACAGUGCUUACUCCAUUGAAAAAUUCGAGGAUGCGAUCAAUAAAUUGGCAUCCCAUAAUGCUAAGGGUAAGGUCAUCAUUGAUUUGGAAGAAAAGUGA
Saccharomycopsis crataegensis is the source of this 1083-nucleotide messenger RNA. RefSeq names its product Yim1 protein. Bases 1 to 1083 code for a protein of 360 amino acids. The transcript has a single exon. Gene Ontology annotation, molecular function: oxidoreductase activity. NCBI's taxonomy places the organism in Eukaryota, Fungi, Ascomycota, Saccharomycetes, Ascoideales, Saccharomycopsidaceae. The record is from RefSeq and is a predicted model, not a curated record.